Cydia amplana is the source of this 855-nucleotide messenger RNA. RefSeq lists its product as uncharacterized. The transcript has 5 exons. NCBI's taxonomy places the organism in Eukaryota, Metazoa, Arthropoda, Insecta, Lepidoptera, Tortricidae. The coding region runs from base 322 to 804 and encodes 160 amino acids. The record is from RefSeq and is a predicted model, not a curated record.
GAAAGUAGGCAAUAACAUAUUAAAACUGAUUUUCAUUAUUCUUUGCCAAGGGAAGUAAAGCUACUAUGUCGCGAUUCGCUCGAUGCUCCCCAUUGGCUAACAUUGAUUUCCCAGCUUCGAAUCUACGUAUCACAACAUUUCAUCUCAUCAACCCACCAAUCAAAACGCUGUACACUUUCAAAAACAACCAACCAGGAGCAUUGUUUUCAAACGUACGAAAUUAUACGCAGCGUUGACUCAAAUCUGGUAUUUCGGAGUUUUUUCUGUUUUUAAAUAGUUUAUAUUACUGUGAAAGUAAUAUUAGGGUGAUGAUAAAUAAUAAUGUUCAGUGUUUUAACGAAUAUGGUGAUUAUGUAUGUGGAUAUUGUGUUAUUGCUGAUUUUGCUUUGCCUGAUAUUGACUAUGUGCACGUACUGCGUAGUUCGAAUACGAAGGCUACAACAAAAUGGACAGGUGACCAUUUUGCUGCGACCGACUAAAGUUAUGUUCUCGCACAAAAAUGAAGAAAAUGGAAAGGAAGAGUUAAGAACCGUAGUAGCCUACCAGAACCCGUUCACCGGUGACUACUGCGUGAACAAGUCCCGCCCUCCCAAGGGCUACCUCAACGCCCUGUCGAUGCCGUCACCCGAGUCCACGGACAGCGGAGUCUCCGAAGAAUACGAGCCCUUGAGGCCUUUAGAUGGACGGAAGGAGGGGGCAUAUGGGCCGUUCAAUAUCCAUGAACACGGGACCCUUCAGACCGUGGGCGGGGUGAACAGCGUCAACAAAACCUGGAACUGGAACUAUAAGGAGUACCAAAUAUAAGAUACGUCAAAUAUACUGUAUUCUUAGAAUAUGAGGUGCGUGAACUUACUG